Nicotiana attenuata is the source of this 1942-nucleotide messenger RNA. RefSeq names its product TBC1 domain family member 13-like. NCBI's taxonomy places the organism in Eukaryota, Viridiplantae, Streptophyta, Magnoliopsida, Solanales, Solanaceae. The record is from RefSeq and is a predicted model, not a curated record. The transcript has 9 exons. Gene Ontology annotation, biological process: intracellular protein transport; activation of GTPase activity. Bases 203 to 1684 code for a protein of 493 amino acids. Gene Ontology annotation, molecular function: GTPase activator activity.
UGGCAACUUCUCCUUUCUCUCUCUCUCUCUAAAAACACUGAUCAUCUAAAAUGCUCCCACGACUACAAAAUGACGCCUCGCCGGAGCAUCAAUAAAUGCCACCGUCUCCGCCGUAUUCACCGCCAUCUCCUCCGCCGUCACUCCAAUUCUUCAUUUCAAAUUGUAUAAUUAUUAAAUAAUUUCUCUCUCUAAAUUGUACGUUAUGGUUAACAAACGCGUCCCCGAUUGGCUCAAUAGCUCUCUAUGGUCUUCUCCUUCACCACAACAACCCUCACUUCAAUCUCCAUCUCCAUCUCCGGCGCCGUUAAAUGACGAUGACGACGACGUUACUUCUAACCGGUCGUCUACACGCCCAGCUACUAAAUCAUCCGCCGUUAAAUCUCUUGGUUCGGCAAGUGGCGGAGAGUUUCCGGUGGAAAGGACGGAGGCUCCGCCGGUGAUUAGAGAGGAGACUCGGCACGUGCCUGCACGCGCUAAAGCGGAAAUUAGAGAUCCUUUGAAUAGUAGUAGUAAUUUAUACCAUAGUGAUGAUGAAAAUGGAAGUUCCGCUAGUAGUACUACGACAUCUGCAUCCGCCGCUGCUGCUGCUGCCGCUAUUUCUUCAGCUGAAGAUAUUUCUCGUCAAGCUCAGCUUUUUCAAGAGUUGUCAAGAAAGAUUAUAAAUAUGGGAGAAGUCAGGAGGCUAGCAUCACAAGGGAUACCUGAUGGAGCUGGCAUUCGUGCUACAGUGUGGAAGCUACUGUUGGGCUAUUUGCCAACUGAGAAAGCUUUAUGGCCGACAGAGUUGGCUAAGAAGAGGUCUCAAUACAAACAUUUUAAAGAGGAGCUUUUGAUGAAUCCUUCGGAGAUUACGAGGAAGUUGGAGAAGUCGGUAAUUAUUGACGAUGAAGGAACAGAGGUAGAGGACAAGGGUGUACUCCCAAGAUCAGAGAUAUCUCAUGGAGAGCAUCCUUUAAGUCUUGGGCAGAAUAGCAUUUGGAAUCAAUUCUUCCAGGACACGGAAAUCAUUGAACAGAUCGAUCGAGAUGUCAAGCGCACGCAUCCAGACCUGCACUUUUUCUCUGGGGACACACCAUUUGCAAAAUCUAAUCAGGAUGCUCUGAGGAAUAUACUCAUUGUUUUUGCCAAACUGAAUCCGGGUAUAAGAUAUGUUCAAGGGAUGAAUGAAUUAUUGGCUCCACUGUUUUAUGUAUUCAGGAAUGAUCCCAAUGAGGAAAACGCAGCUUCUGCAGAAGCAGACACUUUCUUCUGCUUCGUGGAGCUAUUGAGUGGAUUUCGUGAUCAUUUCUGUCAGCAACUUGACAAUAGUGUUGUUGGAAUUCGUUCUACAAUUACAAAGUUAUCGCAACUUCUGAAAGAACAUGAUGAAGAGCUCUGGCGGCAUCUUGAAAUGACGACUAAAGUGAAUCCACAGUUUUAUGCAUUCAGAUGGAUAACGCUCCUUCUAACACAAGAAUUCAACUUCGCGGACAGUCUGCUUAUAUGGGACACACUACUAAGUGAUCCUGAAGGACCUCAGGAAACAUUGCUUCGAGUCUGCUGUGCUAUGUUAAUUAUCGUACGCAGGCGGCUACUUGCUGGCGAUUUCACCUCUAAUUUGAAGCUACUGCAAAAUUAUCCAUCUUCAAAUAUCAGCCACCUGCUCUAUGUAGCCAAUAAAUUACGUGUUAAAUCAGCUGGCUAAAACUGUCAAGCAGAAAAGAAGUUUUGGUUAUCCAUUCUUUGUAUUUCUUGAAAUUGUAAUUUUAGAAUGUAAAUGUCUGUUAGAAUCAGCUGUAGACAUCUGCCGACCCCCCCCCCCUCCCCCCCCCCCCCUAAAAAAAAAAAAAAAACCCCCUCUUCUCCUGGUUGUUCACCUUAGAUUUUGUUGUCAGUAGAUUGAAUAGAUUUGAUGGUUUGUUCUUUGGGUUGAUGGGUAAAAUGGAUGUCAUUUGCUAUUUGA